CUCUCUCUCUCAGAGAGAGGAUAGAGGAGUGUGAACAGUAAAGAGGGAGGUGGGAGAGAGAGAGAGAGAGAGAGAGCCUUCACUCUCUACUGUACCCUGCCCAUCUCCAUUAAUGGCGAGGAGAGACCGGUUCCUUCCGUAACAGGGAGAAACCAUGUGGUGCUCUUAAAUGCGCUCCGCACGGUCACCACCUACCUCUCUCUCACCGCCUCUUCACUCGAAAACCACUUCCGGGAACUUCGUCAUACGCAUUCCUCGCAGAGCGCGCUCUUCUCCUGCCCCUCUCUGGUUUCUAAUUCCCCAAACUCGCCGUUCUAGGAAACCCGGAGGUAGAUACCAGAGAAUCUCUUUUUGAUUCGUACUGAAGUGGAAAUGCGUUAGCUUUCUUAUUUUUAGGCUACAUUGGCGCUGGAAUUAGAGGAGUUUCUGCAGUAUUAUUUAUGCGGGAUUUGUAAGGGUUUGUAACUGCAAUUUUCGAAGUGAAGUCAAAUUUUCAUGCCUUUCAACAAAGAAGAUGCAGUUCUGAUCAUAUUGCUUGUAAUGUUGUAGCUAAAUUCGUUGUUACAUAGCUAGCGAACCGCGAGGAAAAGUUUUUUGUAGCUUCAAAGGUUUCAAUGGAACAUCAUCUUUUGAUCGUUGUAGUGACCAUAACCUGUUUGUUGUUAAUCCCGAAUAGCGAGCAAAUACAAUCCUCACACACCAAACUGCUUCAGCAGCUCAGGAGACAGUUAGAGUACCCCAAACAGUUAGAAACUUGGGAUAACACCGAGAAUCUUUGCACCACGAAAUCGUCGUCAGCUCUUAGUGUUAUUUGCCAGGGAAAUUUCGUCACUGAGCUCAAAAUUGUCGGUGAUAAGCUUCCCAAACCGAGCAAAUUUGUGGGUUACUCAAUUGCCAAUUACUCUCUCUCGGAAUCCUUUUCUGCCGAUUCCUUUGUUACAACUCUAUCAAGAUUGACUACUUUGAGAGUAGUUAUCCUCGUUUCUUUGGGGAUAUGGGGUCCUAUUCCUGACAAAAUUCACCGGCUCUAUUCACUCGAAGUGCUCGAUUUGAGCUCCAAUUUCCUUUAUGGUUCAAUUCCUCCGAAGAUAUCUGCUAUGACGAAGCUUCAAACAAUAAGGCUGGAUGGGAAUUACCUUAACGAUACCGUACCCAAUUGGUUUAGUUCACUCUCCAAUCUCACUGUCUUGCGACUGCAGAGCAAUCGGUUAAAGGGGUCUUUACCACCAUCAAUCUCCAAAAUUUCCACUCUCACAGAAUUCGCCCUCUCGGAUAAUAACAUUUCUGGUAAAGUUCCAAACCUCAGCAAUCUAAAUAGCCUUGAAAUGUUGGAUUUGAGAGACAAUGUGUUAGAUUCGGAAUUACCUGCUUUGCCUAAAGGGGUGGUAACUGUUUUAUUAAGCAAAAACUCAUUCACUGGCGAGAUUCCCCAGCAGUUCACUGAGUUGGCUCGGCUUCAACACCUCGACCUAUCAUUUAACCUUCUCGUGGGAACCCCACCUGAAGGUCUCUUUUCUCUGCCCAAUGUCAGUUAUUUGAACAUGGCAUCUAAUAUGCUUACUGGGUUGCUUCCGAAAAGUAUGAUUUGCAGCAGUCAACUUGGAUAUGUUGAUUUAUCAACCAAUAGAUUUAUUGGUGAUUUACCUGAUUGCUUGACCUUGAAUUCGAACAAGAGGGUUGUUAAGUUCAGCAGGAAUUGUUUAUCCAUCGACCCCCAACACCAGCAUGAAGCUAAGUAUUGUCAAGAGAGCCGUAGGACAAGGGGAGAGUCUAAGAGCAAGGGAGUUGGGGUGCUGGGCGCAGUUAUUGGAGGAAUCGCCUUCCUCGUUCUUUCGCUUUUGCUUGUGUCUUUGAUUCUGUGCAGAAGAGGAUGCCAAAAAGCAAUAUCGGAACAGCACUUAUUGCUAAAGCAGAUGCCGGAUAAUUCAGCAACGGGUCUCUCCUCUGAGCUUCUUGCAAAUGCAAGGUAUAUUUCUCAAGCUGCGAAGAUGGGGAAACAAAUAUUGCCUACAUAUCGCAUGUUUUCUGUGGAAGAGUUGAAAGAAGCAACGAAGAAUUUUGAACAUUCUGCUUAUAUAGGCGAGGGAUCAGUUGGAAAGCUCUACAAGGGAAGAUUGGAGAAUGGAAGCUUUGUUGCUAUAAGAUGCUUGCAACUGUUCAAGAGGUACUCAAUAAGAAAUCUGAAGCUUCGAUUAGAUCUCCUUGCCAAACUUCGCCACCCAAAUUUGGUUUGCCUCUUGGGACACUGCAUUGAUAGCUCAAUAGAUGAUUCAAAUGUGAGCCGGGUCUUCCUUGUUUAUGAAUAUGUACCUGAAGGAAAUCUUCGCGCUUAUCUUUCUGAUAGCAAUCCAGAGAGAGCUCUAAAAUGGCCAGAUAGGUUGCAGGUCUUGAUUGGAAUUGCAAAGGCAGUUCAUUUUCUACAUACGGGGAUAAUUCCUGGUUCGUCAAACAAUCGGCUAAAAACAAAUAGCAUUUUGUUUGAUGAGCACUCUAUAGCGAAAUUAAGCGACUAUGGGUUGUCCAUAAUUACUGAAGAAAUAUACAGGAAUGAGGCAAGGGUAGAAGGUCAGAAAUCCAUCCAAGACAAAUAUUCAACUCCGGAAAUAAUAAAUUCGGAGGAUGAUGUUUAUUCUUUUGGUUGCAUCUUACUCGAAGUACUCACAGGACCAUCGUAUUUUGAAAAAGGCGAAGCUUGUAUUGUGAAUGAAUUGACUACGCCGAUUUGCAGCCAAGAAGAGAGAAAUCGCAUUCUUGAUUCAGUUGUCGUCGGAACUUCCUCCCAAGAAUCUCUGUCGGUCGUAAUCUCUAUAACGACUAAAUGCCUGUCGCCCGACUCUUCUAUCCGCCCUUCCAUCGAAGAGGUCCUCUGGAACCUACAGUACGCAGCGCAAAUCCAGCAGACAACUGAUGGUGAUCAGAGAUCAGAAGUUUCUUCACAGUCGUGAGAGGCAGAAAAUGGAAAAAAUAAGGGGGGAAAAAAACCAAAACAUAAUUUAGAAAUUGUUUCUCCCAGAUCUUAUGGUUCACACUUGCCCAAAUUGGAUUAACACUAGUUCAGAAGCUCGGAAAAGCUAAUGCAAGCGAUUGAGGUGUGUAGUGAUUAUGUUUUUAGUUCGAGUCCCGCGUAGGAUCAUUCGUGUAAUUGUAAUAUAAAUGCAAUUUCUUGCAAUAAGGAAAAUCUGUUUGUCGCCCUUGUUAUUUCUGUUUUUCAUAGCAUAACAUUGUGUGCCUUAUGUAUGAAUCAGUCACUUGUUGGUUGGCUUGCUUCAUAUGCUUGUAAGUUACAUUGUGAACUCCUUGUUAAUCUUUUUUUUUAAAAAAAAAAUUGGAGAAAGUUGUUGAGUGAUA
This is a messenger RNA of Ananas comosus (pineapple), 3348 nucleotides long. RefSeq names its product probable inactive leucine-rich repeat receptor-like protein kinase At3g03770. The record is from RefSeq and is a predicted model, not a curated record. Gene Ontology annotation, molecular function: protein binding; protein kinase activity; ATP binding. The transcript has 8 exons. Bases 615 to 2945 code for a protein of 776 amino acids. Gene Ontology annotation, biological process: protein phosphorylation. Lineage: Eukaryota; Viridiplantae; Streptophyta; Magnoliopsida; Poales; Bromeliaceae.